This is a messenger RNA of Setaria italica (foxtail millet), 1886 nucleotides long. RefSeq lists its product as uncharacterized. Bases 868 to 1611 code for a protein of 247 amino acids. The record is from RefSeq and is a predicted model, not a curated record. Gene Ontology annotation, molecular function: zinc ion binding. Lineage: Eukaryota; Viridiplantae; Streptophyta; Magnoliopsida; Poales; Poaceae. The transcript is spliced from 3 exons.
GCCGGCCGUGCUGCGUGAUGUGUGUCUUUGGGUCUCGCCGGUUGUUGAACUGUUGGAUCAUCAAGCCAUCACGGGGGCAAGGGGCUUCAGAGAGAUUUUAGAAUUCGACACCAAAUUCGCUGUUCAGGCCAUGAAUUGUACCGUACGACGCCGCUGGUUAGUGAUUGCUGGUUACCGACAAACGUACCCGGAUACAUCACCUGAUGAUGUUCUCAUGUUCGUCGGUAAUCAGUUGCACGGCCUGGUACUGGUAAUGUCGUGUGCUCAUUCAUGCAACCACCUACUGCUGCUGCUGUUGUCGUAGUUGUGGGUGCCAGCACUAGACUAGUGAGUACGGAGUAGUGACCAUUUCGUACCACCGGAUUAGAGUUGAUGAACGAUCGCUGGCUUGUUGCUGACUCCCAAGCACCUCACAUGACAGUCUCGCCCCUUGUACAACUCGUCUACUCCACGUCCCCACUCCAUCCCGGCUCCCUCUCUUCUCCUCUCCCGCCUGCUCUCUUCCCUUCCCCGACAACAGCCACGGCGAAGUCUUUUCUUUCCCCUUCUCUCUUCCGCCCACCACGGAAGUGCCGAAGUGUAGAGCAACCUUACUCCUUCCGCUUCCCUCUCUCCUCGCCUCUUCUGUUUUGUUUUAUCUGCCGCGGUCCACGGCUAUGGAUCUUCGAGGGGUCACUUGAAAAACCAAUCUUUCAGCGACCUCCGUUUUUCCAAUUCUCUGUAGCGUGUAGGCGUGUAGCCUCCACCCGCUCUGGACUUUUUUGCUGCCUGGCUUCUUCCCGUGAUCGGCCGCAUUGAGCUGAGGAUUCCCGUUUGGUUUCUUGGACGCCGAUUCGGGUGACCUGCGGGAGUGGUUUCUUGGUGGCCAUGGUGAACGACAGCGAGCAAUCGGCGAUCACCGCCGCCGCCGCCGCCGCCGCCACCACCACCGUCGAGCCUGGCGUGGAGCGGGGCCGCGCGAGCGGCAGCGGGCGGCGGCUCGCGGAGGAGAGCUCGAACGAGGAGGAGCGGAGCCAGCGCUUCUCCGACGCCGAGGACCGGUCCUGGCACUCGCACUCCCGGCAGGGCUCCGCCUCCACGCCCGCGUCCAUCGGCUGCGACGCCGGCGCCAGUGCCGGCGGCGGGGGCGCGGCCGAGCGUCCCAGGAAGUCGUGUGUGUCGGAGUGCUCGCUGGACGACGUCGUCGACCUGGAGGCGGGGCUGGCCGAGAUCACCAAGGCUAGCCCGGACAAGGCCGAGAGGAACUGCCGCAUCUGCCACCUCGGUCUUGACAGCGCCGCCGCCGAGUCCGGCGCCGGCAUCGUGCUCGGUUGCUCCUGCAAGAACGACCUCUCCCGCGCCCACAAACAGUGCGCGGAGACCUGGUUCAAGAUCAGAGGCAACAGUAAGAUCUGCGAAAUCUGUGGCUCAGCUGCAUGCAACGUGGCAGGUUUCAGUGAUAUGGACUUCAUCGAGCAGUGGAAUGAAUCAAGCAGCACCGCGGCUGCCCAGGCAACAGCCAGCGAGCCCCGGAGGUUUUGGCAAGGGCACCGGUUCCUCAACUUCCUCCUAGCUUGCAUGGUGUUUGCAUUCGUUAUAUCCUGGCUCUUCCACUUCAAUGUUCCUGGAUGACUCUUGGUGCGCAUUGUUCAAAUAAAAGCUCCAGAUCCAAGACUGAUGAAGUAUGGGCGAGUGUCAGAGCGCAAACUGGAUGGGCAUGAGCAGAACUGAAGAUUUGAAUGGAGUUGCUUGGGUGUGGUGAAGGGUGGUGUUAAUUUUGUGAGAGUACGAUGGCACAUGCCGCAAAAAAAAAUGGAACGCAGGUUAUUCUGUAAAGAUUGGGUGCACAUUUGCAAGUGGUUGCGAAAUCGGGGAAUGGAAGAUCUCGUACUUCAUUCUUUUUUUCA